Molecule: messenger RNA, 1666 nt
Organism: Anopheles marshallii
Lineage: Eukaryota; Metazoa; Arthropoda; Insecta; Diptera; Culicidae
Gene: Lmpt
Product: four and a half LIM domains protein 2
Exons: 9
Coding region: 1-1665 (554 amino acids)
Cellular component (GO): Z disc; nucleus
Molecular function (GO): zinc ion binding; transcription coregulator activity
Source: RefSeq, a predicted model, not a curated record
AUGCUCGAUCUGCAGCGACAUGCAGACUGCCCUUUAUGGGACGCUCUUGCCAGCCCAGUGGUUCCUUGGCCAGGGAUGCGAUACGCCUGUGUGAAAGUCCUGCACGCCUACUGUAAAGUGUUCGACAAACAGGAACUCUACGAUCUGAUAGUAAGGAAAACGUGCCAGGAGUGCAAGUGCCCGAGGGAAACACACGCUGUAUACCAUGAACAGCUGACUACGGUGCGGGAACGGCUCGGGUUUAAGCAUGACACAAACACGUCCAGGGUGGAUCCGCGCCAGAUGGGCUACACCUGGGUACCGCCAGGCAUUCUAACAUCAGCCAAGAUACAGCGAUACUUUGAUGUGAUACCACCGGAGAAGGUGCCUAAAAUAGGCACACAAGGUGAACGAUUCCGUGACAAGCAGUUGGUGUAUCAGUUGCCAAAGCAGGACCUUGCUCUCGACUACUGCAAGCACGUGGAAGACCAGAACCGUAGUUCGUACGAAGAUUUUGUUGCGGCCAGAAACGAGAUUGCGUUAGAUAUUGGCUAUGUGAAAGACACACCACAGGCAACGAAAUGCGCCGGUUGCAACGAUACGCUCAACCAGGGUGAAAUGGCUGUGACUGCACCGAAGUUCCGUGAGCAAACGCUGUGGCACCCGCGUUGCUUCAAAUGUACGACCUGUGAUGAACUGCUGGUCGAUCUGACCUACUGUGUGCACGAUGACCAGAUCUACUGUGAGCGACAUUACGCGGAAAUGCUGAAGCCACGCUGCAGUGCCUGUGACGAGCUUAUUUUCAGUGGCGAGUACACCAAAGCUAUGUCGAAGGACUGGCAUUCGGGUCACUUCUGCUGCUGGCAGUGUGACGAAAGUCUUACCGGCCAACGGUACGUGCUGCGAGACGAACAUCCAUACUGCAUCAAGUGCUAUGAGAACGUGUUCGCCAACGUGUGUGAGGAAUGCAACAAGACCAUCGGCAUCGACUCGAAGGAUCUCUCGUACAAGGAUAAGCACUGGCACGAGGCCUGUUUCCUGUGCAACAAAUGCCGCAUCUCGCUGGUAGACAAACAGUUUGGUUCGAAGGCGGACAAGAUCUACUGUGGCAACUGUUACGAUGCCCAGUUUGCCUCUCGUUGCGAUGGCUGCGGUGAAAUCUUCCGUGCAGGCACGAAGAAGAUGGAGUACAAAACCAGACAGUGGCACGAAAAGUGUUUCUGCUGCUGCGUGUGCAAAACCGCCAUCGGCACAAAGUCGUUUAUUCCUCGCGAGCAGGAGAUCUACUGUGCCGGCUGCUACGAGGAGAAGUACGCCACCCGAUGCAUCAAAUGCAAGAAGAUCAUCACGAGCGGUGGUGUAACGUACAAGAACGAACCAUGGCACCGUGAGUGUUUCACGUGCACGCACUGUCAGGUAUCGCUUGCUGGCCAGCGCUUCACAAGCCGCGACGAGAAACCCUACUGUGCCGAAUGUUUUGGGGAACUGUUCGCGAAGAGAUGCACCUCCUGUACCAAGCCCAUCACUGGCAUUGGCGGUACACGCUUCAUCUCGUUCGAGGAUCGCCACUGGCACAACGAUUGUUUCAUUUGUGCCAUGUGCAAAACGUCGCUGGUUGGGCGCGGUUUCAUCACCGACGAGCAGGACGUCAUCUGUCCGGAGUGCGCUAAGCAGAAGCUGAUGUAAA